Messenger RNA from Patella vulgata (common limpet), 2598 nucleotides. RefSeq lists its product as uncharacterized. The record is from RefSeq and is a predicted model, not a curated record. Lineage: Eukaryota; Metazoa; Mollusca; Gastropoda; Patellidae. Gene Ontology annotation, cellular component: extracellular region. The coding region runs from base 228 to 2519 and encodes 763 amino acids. The transcript is spliced from 5 exons. Gene Ontology annotation, molecular function: oxidoreductase activity; chitin binding.
AGCUUUUACGUGCGAGUGACGAAAUCCAGCGCAGCUAAGUAGUUUGAAAAGAGAAAUAUAAAUUAUUUGUGAUGAAGUAGCCUUGCUUUUCUGACCCAUCAUAUUUAAUCUCUCAUUACCUAUUAGGCAAGUUAGUUUGAGAUAGUUACACGAAUAACCUCGCUGCUUUUAUAAUUUAUUGGAUAUAAAAACGAACGCUGUCCAGUGUGGACUUCAACAGUAUUCCAAUGACGUUUCAUCCUUGUCAAGUAUUAUAUAUUGUGCUGUUGGUUGCUGUGCCCGUGUCCGAGUCCUUAAUCACAGAGGGGCCACUUCCUCUUCCAUUGAAGGAAUGCUACGAGCGUCAUUACAGUAAACCCUUAUCACAGGUUGUCGGCAAGACUCUGUGUUGGAUGUGUGAAGCUCCUGUUCUAAGAAAAACUGAAGGCGUGGUCAAACAAUUGUUACCGGCACAGAAAGCAUAUAUCGAUGGUCUAUAUAAUUCCGUUGAGAAUCAUCAUAGAGGGAAAAGACAGGCGCCAAGAUGUUUAAGAAAGGAGUAUCGACGACUCACAGAUGAUGAGAGAAGCGCUUUCCAUCAAGCUGUUAAUGCAUUAAAAUACGACACGUCAGUAACACCGAAUAGAUAUGACGCUAUUGCUUCACUUCAUACUGGCACUGCAUCCUUAGUAGCUCAUGGUGGACCACUUUUUCCUAGUUGGCAUAGAAUAUACCUUUUAAUGUUUGAAAGGGCUUUACAGGAAAAGGUUCCUGGGGUAUGCUUACCAUACAUAGAUAACACCAUUGAAAGUGAGGUAGACGUCAAUGAGAUAUCACAUUUGUUUUCAGAAGAUUUUGCCGGAACAGCUAAUGGUGUUGUCACGUCGGGUCCAUUCGCUAACUGGACAACUCCCGUUGGUCCGUUAACUAGAAAUGUUGGUAACCAAGCCGUACCAAUGUCUAAAUUGCAAUUAGAUGGCAUAAUGUCACGUAAUUCAAUGGAAGAAAUCAAUGAACCAUCUGAAAAUGCAGAAUUUAGUUUGGAAUUUAAUCACGGGGCUUUUCACAUUUUUAUCGGAGGUCACAUGGAAAAUUUAGACAGGGCGUCGUUCGAUCCGUUAUUUUUCCUUCAUCACUGCUACAUAGACAAAGUCUGGCAAUUAUUUCGUGAAAAACUGCGUAGUAUUGGUGUUGAUCCAAACAUUUACCCUGAAAUGUCUAACACUCCAUCACUUCAGAUCGCUAAUGCACUUCUUGGAUUUGGUAACGUGACAGCAUCGGAAAGUUAUAGUGAUAUAUUUGAAUUAUAUGACUACGAGCCAGCACCAGAAUGUAGCCAAAUAAAUCCAAGUUGUGGUUCAACAAAGUACCUUCAAUGUAAUACAGACACGUGGAGAUGUGUACCAGUUGAUCCGAAUACAGUAACAGGGCCAAUUAAUCCCGGGCCAGUUAGUCCCGGGCCUAUUAAUCCCGGGCCAGUUAGUCCCGGGCCUGUUAAUCCCGGGCCUAUCAACCAUGGUCAAAACUGCUCUAAAAGGGACAAAAAAAGGUUUAUUCGAUCUCCAAAAUCUUGUCAGAACACAUUUUGUAUUGAUAGCAAAUGUGACAUUAACCAGUGGAUUUAUAUUCCAGUUAAAAUCAUCACAACCCGACCUCCUGAAUUUAAAGGAAGUCUAUCAUUUCCUGUAAAAAAUGGACAUGUUGAAACUGGAGAGGAUAUUUAUGGGCUGUCAGCAUACACGAAUGUCAAUCAGUAUGUUAAGCCGAGACUUGUUGAACCUAAAGGUUAUGGAAACUGUGAAGAUACUCAAGGUAUAGGCCAAAUUUUCAUUUCUUCGCAAGGUAUUAAUUAUGAGGGUUAUUAUUCUGAAUCAUCCAUCGUUGAUCAACGUCUUGCUACGUCAAUGAGCAUUGCAUACAUGGCAGUAAAGAAUAUGGGACGGACUGGAAAAACCACUGCACUUUUGAGAGCUUUUGAUCAAUGCGGACGUAUUUGUCACACGGCAUGCAAAGUUCCUGGUUCUAAUCCGGCAAAAUAUCGGCCAUGUUCCGGAGUUGUUAAUAUCACGCCCGAUCUACCUAAACAGUACGGAACUUCCUACGGAGAGGCACUGCUUGAUGUUUGGGGUUACAGAAAUGACAGAGAGUGUCCCACUUUUGACACAGACGACUUUUUUAUAUCUUUCUAUUGUGAUUAUAAAGAUCGAUUACCAUGGGUGAAAGAACUACCAAAACCAGUUCCACCCCCGGCACCUUUACCAAUUGUUACACAAGGUUGUCAAGUGUCACCAGGAUGUACUGUAGAUAUAGCAUGUGAAAACAAGAGAUGUAAGAAAUACGGCGCAAGGUUCCCCUGUAUGGAUGAUUGUUCCCAAUAUGCACUUUGCGUUUACGGUCAGUUUAGGUCGAGAUCAUGUCCACGUGGAAUGAUAUAUAGCUCCACUAGAAAUACCUGUGUUAUAGGAACUUGCUCGAAUACCAAGGUAAUUGGUGGUAGGGAUCAAAUGUUUUCAAUGUUUAAUACUCCAAUACUAGGUUAGUCGGUACAUCGUAGAAACUUUGCUCAACGUGACUAUAUACUCUAUAUAUAAUUGCGCCAUAUAAAAUAUACCAAUGUUA